Messenger RNA from Coffea eugenioides, 2449 nucleotides. RefSeq lists its product as uncharacterized. Lineage: Eukaryota; Viridiplantae; Streptophyta; Magnoliopsida; Gentianales; Rubiaceae. The record is from RefSeq and is a predicted model, not a curated record. The transcript has 5 exons. The coding region runs from base 176 to 2014 and encodes 612 amino acids.
UCCCCCAAUUUUCGACAUUCCAAUUUUAGCACACCAAAAGAUUUUCAAACAUAAAAAUCCCCCUUUUUUCCUAAACCAAACAAAACAUCAAAUUUCGUUUACGAACCCGCUUUCCCCUUCCCCCUCCCCAAAAUUAUUGACGAGGGUUUUCCUCAAUUUUUUUCCGCAGUGACAUAUGAGCGGGGCAUCUGUGGGUUGUUCUCAGCCUAGACCAUGUUCUGGGGUGAAGACUGUGAGAAGGUGUAGAAAUAGAAGAGAAACAGAUAAUGUUGUCUUGAUUGAUGUUGAUAGUGAUAGUUUUCCUAAUGUUAUUAUCAUUGAUGUUCCUGAAUCUUUACAAAAUAAGCUUCGAGGGUCCAGUGUGCUAAGAAAUGAUAGAAAGGGUCCUUGGGCAACAGUUAUCUGCUUAGAUGAUGAUGAAGGAACUGAUGGCAAUAACGCUCAUCCUGGGGUAGAAGUGGAUGAGAAUGUAAAGAAUGGUGCCUCUUCUAGCAAGAGGGAUUUCUCUGCACCUCGUAACUAUGCAAGCUCCUCAAAUUCAGUUGCUGAUGAUUGUCAAUUUGUUCGAGAAAAUUUAUCUCCAGUGAAAUUGUCAAAGGGCAAAAGAACCUAUUCUAGAAAAGGGCCUGCCAACCAAUAUGGCCUCAGUGCUGACUCAGAAAGUAGUUCAUCUGACAGUGAUUAUGUUGAUUGUGAGUUGAUGGAAGGUCCUUCUGGAAGGCUACGAGAGCAGUGGGAAAAAGCCUCUUCAAAAAGGAAAUGUGAUACUCGCAAUGGUCGGUCUGAUACUAAAGAUCCUGAAGUGGUCUUUAGUGGAGCUCAUCGAAAUGGUAAUUUAGCUAAUGGACAUGGUGAACCUAAAAAAACUGCGGAAAGUAAAGAAAAAGAACCUCCAGCUCAUUCAAUUCCGAAAGAGGAUGGUGAUUCGGGCUGCAGUUAUUCCAAUUCCAAGCAGGCAGUGGUUGAUGAUGAUGAUCUUUUAGAGUCAGUUUUAAAAACUCCAUUUCCUGGCAGCAAAGCUGAUCCUCCUUGUAGGAGAGAACCUGUAAAUGGAGAACGUCCAUUUGACAAUGCUGAACACCAUAGUGGCCAAUUUUUUGAGAAAGGUGGUUCAAGUUUUCAUAAUGAGGAAGAGCAGGUCCCUCGUGGAGCGGAUUCUGUUCCUUAUUCUGACUGGGGCAGCAGGAAAGUUAAUCAUGUGGAGAAGGUUUUGCAAAAUAAGAAAGAGCCACAUGAAAUACAGUGUCAGAAUCCAGUGAACCAGGAUUAUGGAAAAUCUAUUUCUGGAGACAAAGGAAAUAUUUCUCAGGAGACUAUAACUGAGAAUACAAGCAAAACCACUAAUGAUCUCAUUAACAAAGUGCAACCUGUACGAUCCCAUUCUUGUUCAGUGAGUGCAAAUGAAGAACCUAUGAGGUUGGUUUCGAACAGUCAAAUGGAGGACAAAGGAGUUGAUUUAGUGCACAGUAUGGAUUGUGAUGUCACACUUAAUCUGGAGGGUUGCAUCCUUAGUGAAAGAGAAAAACUUAAGGAGACAGAUGAAUACAAAAAAGCAGUGGAGGAAGAAUGGGCUUCUCGACAACGAGCGCUGCAAAUUCAGGCUGAAGAAGCACAAAACUUAAGGCGGCUGCACAAGAGAAGGAAAGCUGAAAGCUUGCGUUUACUGGACAUGGAGAGAAGACAAAAACAACGUGUGGAGGAAAUAAGAGAGACUCAAAAGAAGGAUGAAGAGAACAUGAAUUUGAAGGAAGUCAUUCGUGCUGCAGUCAGAAAGGAGCUUAAUCAACUAGAACUAACGUGCCAUGAUAUGGCUUCGCUGCUGCGGGGCCUUGGAGUUCUUGUUGGUGUUGUUGGGCAAUCUCCAUCAUCUAAUGAGGUGCGCUUAGCUUAUAAAAGAGCUUUGCUGACCUUCCAUCCUGAUCGAGCUUCAGGAUCUGACAUCCGUAAACAGGUGGAGGCUGAAGAAAAGUUUAAGCUCAUAUCCCGCAUGAAGGAUAAAUUUUUGCUGACUUGACAGACCUUUUAGUAAUGGCUAAGUUUGAUAUUCCUGUUGGAACUCUCUCUUGCUAUUGGGAAAUGCUUAUUCAACACCAGUGCUUUGGGGUUUCUUAAGACAGAGAGCUUUGAGCCUUUGAUUAGUCCGCUCGUACAAUGGUCGGCCAAAAUUUUUUUUUUGUAAAGCACAGUUCUUGUAACUUAAAUGGUCUAGGCUAUAGGAUUUUGUAAUCAAUAGGCUUUUCCUUGACAUUACCUCCCCCUGUGUUGCAUAGGCAACUCCUCCGCCCCCCAACCCCAAACAGAGAUAGAGAGAGAGAGAGAGAGAAUGAUGCGAGGGGAAUGGAUCCUGUUUUAAUUCAUCAGUUUAUUGGGGAACUCGUUUGACUUUUUUGGAUUUGCUGCUUGUAAUAUUUUAAGAAUGAUUAACAAAAAGAAAUCUUGAAUUGUCGGA